Molecule: messenger RNA, 1778 nt
Organism: Scophthalmus maximus (turbot)
Lineage: Eukaryota; Metazoa; Chordata; Actinopteri; Pleuronectiformes; Scophthalmidae
Product: transmembrane protein 272
Exons: 5
Coding region: 264-788 (174 amino acids)
Source: RefSeq, a predicted model, not a curated record
CCGCCCGACGUGCUGCGGGGCGCGGCCGUCGGAGCGCAGUCGGGGCGACGGGCGGAGGUGAGCUGUCGGCGCAAUCCAGCUGAGGAGUCUCUGAGAUCGGUGACUGUGAACUCGGAGCUGCGCGCGGUUCUUCCGGUCGGGCGGCGCGAGUGGACUCCUUUCGUCGGCGACGUUUUCCCCGGGGGACGCGGAGGCUCGAGUGCGACGCGAAGCCGCCGGUCUGACGCCAACUCCUCAGGUCCGAGCCGCCGACCGCUGACACGAUGUCCAACUUCAUCCAGGGCAUCCCCCGCCCUCCCCAACCCCAGGCCCCGGUGCUGGGAAGUUCAAAGUUCUUCGCCGUCAUCAUUCCUGUCGUUCAGAUUGCGAUCGGGUCAGUUUACCUCCACGACUGUCCAGUGCAGCGCCUCAUCCCCAUCUACCUGAUAGUGUCGGGGGUCUUCGGCAUGCUGUUGGCCGUGCUCUCCUGCCUGCCCUGCGCUCAGGAGCCCAAAGAUGGCACCUCCAACCGGCUCAGUUGCGUCUGCAUGGCCUGGAACUCGUUGACGGCCUUCUUCCUCUUCUGCUGGUUCAUCGCGGGCAACGUGUGGAUCUACUCCAUUUACGAGCCCAACUACAACCAGACCGCGACAGACGCGGGCCCGUAUUGCAACAGGACGCUCUACCUGUUCGCCUUCUGGAUCACCACCCUGGCCUACAUCCUCCUCGGCCUGGCGCUGUUCUGCGGCUGCUGCGUUCUCUUCUGCUUCUUCCUGUGCGGCCGAGCCGACCCGGACGACGGCGUCUAGAGUCGUGCGCCCUCAUACAAAAAAGCCCGGAGACGGUGGCGGGACCCUUAUAAUAAUUAUACAUAAUAAAGCAGAUCCUGUCCAACAAGACUAUUCCUUUUAACAACCUGUCUUGUCUUGGAAUGUAGUUGGACGAGCACAUCCUUCUUUUUUGAGGCGGGUCUGGUAGAUGCACGCGUCACUCUGAGACGGUACAGAUUUUGAAGCUGAUUAUAAAUAAUAUGUCCUAAUUGCUGAGCCCUUUUCUACCGCUGCACAUGUAUUGUGUUUGUUGCCUCUUUUCAAUAUGAGAUGUAUAAGGCGGAAAAUUAGGCUCGAGCUUUUGUACAGUAGGAUGAAAUGAGAAAAUGUCUGUUCUGUCUGUGUUCAUUUUUCGUUACAAUUAAUAUUGUUACCAUUUUUGUUUCAUUAUUUGUUACAAUUAAUAUUGCUAUAAUUUUUAUUUCAUUGCUCAUGUAUGUUAAUGAUUUGUCUUCGGUAGAACGUGAUCAAAUUAGACUCUGAUUUAACGCGUCGCACUCAUCUUCCUCGUUCCUUAGACGGGCUUUUUGUUUGUGUGACAUAUUGUCCGAGAAAUUGUUAUUAUCGUGAUGAACGUCGUUGCGAGUCGCGAUUUGUGUCAAUAAAAAUGAUCAUGCUCGUGUAUCGUACGAUAAGUCGAUGAGUUAAUUAUCGUGACAGGCCUCACCUAGUGAAGUCUUUUGUUUCCAGGGGGGACAUUUUUGAUGUUUAAAUUGAUCAAGAAUCUUGGGCUUGGCAAUCAAAAAGAUGUUGUGUUGUGUCCGUCGAUUGGUGGAAAAUGAAUGAAGUGGGAAACGGGAAAUGUGUUGGUGUUGAAAGCCAGAGCUUCGCUGAGGCUGUGGCCCAAAUAGGAGCGAAAUGACCCGGGGGUAUCUCAAGGGUCAGCCCUGGUUUCAUCUGCGUCUCCAGUUGUUUCUGUGCAGUGAUCAUUAAAAAGACAACGACACAAUAAAACGUACAGGACGUCGA